AUAACACGCAUUACACAAGGAUUUUAUAUUUAGUAAACUCUCAUAUAAUGGAGACGAGGAAUUCAGUACAAAUUACAUUUUUUGUUAGAGCGACGUCAGCUGUUUUAGGAUCGAAAACUGAUAAGGACUUCGAUCAUCUUUUAUAUGCAGUUCACACCAAAUGGAUAGUCAAUUUCUUGGGUUGUGUAAAGAUCGUGUUUUAUAUAAGUACCAAUUUACUUAUAAAGAAUCUUAUUUCAUAUUUUCUUUCAAACGAUUUUCGUAAAAAGUUCAAGAAUAAUAAAAAAUGCGUUUCUGUUGUUUGACUUGCUUACUUUUUUUUAUAUGUCUAUGUUACGGUAAAGAUGAUGUCAUCAAGAAUAAAAUGGCGGACACAAUAAUACAAAAGUUAUAUAACAUAUCCCUUCACACUUUUGCUAACCGUACAGGUGACGAAAGAGAAAGAGCUUGGAAAAUAUUUGAAAACAAGUUAAAAUCCAUAUCGUCAAAAAGGUAUGGGCCCGAAAAUAAUAAAUAUAUUUCUUUGAUUAUGCGUGGUAUAAAAUCAAUGACAAAUAACACAAGUUUACCAAAUAUACAACCGCAAAACCUAGUAAAGUUAUCGAAGUCUAACGAUGGUAAAAAUAACGUCCAAAAACUUUACUCCAUGGAUAAAGAUAAAAGUAAUGAUAUUAUCAAUAGAAAUAAAGAUUUAGUCGUUCACAAUAUAGUUAGCAAGUUGGAUAACAUAGCGAAAAACAUUUUCAACCAGACUGUUGAUAAAAAGCAUAUAAUUGAAAUUAUAAAAAAUAAAAUUACGGAAAUGAUGAUGAAGAAAAAGCUACAUCUUCAGGAUAGUAAUGACGUAAAGGAAUUGGGACACCGCAUUGAAAAAUAUAUACAAACAGUGUUAGACAAUUUAAAAAAUAAUUCUAGUAAAAUUUCUGAUGAAGAAUGGGAUCCAUUUGUGGUGCGUCAUGCUAAUCAAUUCCAGUAUUCUACACCUCAAUCUUAUAAUGAAGAUUUCAAAGGAGUAACAAGUACGGUCAACUGCGAUGUUCUAACGCAACAGGUUUGCACAGCUUUAAAAGCCGCAAACGAAUUAAUUUGUCCCCUUGACGGUAAAAAAAUAUCUGUAGAUCGUCUUUGUGAUGGAGUGAAUGAUUGUGUAGAUCGAUACGAUGAAAGACAUUGUAUACAACAAGCUGUCGAGAAAGUAAAAGAUGCGAGACGGUUAAUAACAGACAUUGAAGAUACUGUCAUAAGACAUUGCGCUAGUACACAUAUGGAUAAUUCUUUAUUAAGCAAGCAAAGUGAUAUAUUGGGCUCGGUAUUGCAAUCAGAACUAAAUUUUUUGCGAAGACACUCAAAUAAUGACAGUGAUAACACAUUUCAAACUGAAGAAAUCGUUAAAAAAACUGUCAAUGAAGUUGCGUUGGUUUUGAGCUCCCUUUCUAUAGGUUUAGAAGGCUCUCUUUGUCCCCGUUAUUAUGGACAGGAUGAAGAUGAUAUUGUAAUUGAUCCGAAAAAUAGUUUAUCUAUAUUUACUGCUGAAAAAAAUGACAAAAAUGAUAUUCUCGAAGAGAUUAAACCAGAAACCACGACGAGGAAAUCAAUUAGUCCAAAUAAGUGUACGUGCGAUAAGGGUUUUUGUACAGACAUAAACUGUAGUCAAAUGUGUCGCCUUGUGUGUUGGCAAAAACAUAGUCUUGGCCAUUGGGGGUGCCAGGCGAUUGAUGGAGGCACCAGUGUGUCGCUAGCUGUUCUUUGUGACGGCAAAACCGAUUGCUAUGACCAAACGGACGAAGAAGACUGUUCUGUAGGUGACAUAUCAAGAUUUCAAGCUACUAAAAUUUACGACGAAAUCCUCACAGAUUUGUCAAUGAAAUCUCAAGCCAGUGACAUGAAACAUGUUCGCAACAACUUUCUGUCACUACGAGCCUCGGUUGCGUAUCUCCAAAAAGUAACUACUUCACCCAAACCGAAACCGGACCACGUGAGGACUGUGCGGGAUUUAUGCUUUUCUGCAUUAGUAGCUACUUAUAAUAAAGUUUUGAGCAAGGGCAAUUUCCAGUAUUUGGACGACAUACAUCAUUAUUUGCUAACGUUGAAUGAGAAAUUGAUAUCAGCGCUGAAACGUUCGCACACUGGCAAUGAGAAAAUAGUGACGUUGGAAGGUUGUUUCUGCAAUAAGAACAGGUGUGUGAUGGCCAGGUGCCCCAAGAAAUGCGAAAGGGCAUGUUCCGUGGAGCCCCAAUUCAUCAGAUUCAGCUGUGACGGUACUUCCACCAGCAGUGUCUUCGUGCCAUCUAAUGCCGUGUGCAAUGGAAAAGACAAUUGCCCGAAAGGAGAAGAUGAAGAAGACUGUAAAAAGGAAAUGUGUCGAUCCCAUCACUUGGUGGUUUUACGUCACAAUCUCAAUAAUGUCGGAGAAAGGGAAAAAGGGACAGCAUUGGGAGCAGUUCUGGAUGUUUGGAAAUCUAAGAUGGAAAUCACAAUAAAGUUAGCGGAAAGCAACGGUCGUCCGACAUUGCCGAUGAUCCGUGACGUGGUGGACACGCUGACCAGGGACCUGGUGGCCACCUACGCGUCCUUACAAAGCAACAAAACUGAAACCAACACCUUCAGAAUCUUCUUCGACCUGUCGCAAAGAAUCUUGAGAGUAUUAAAGUCUUGCCAGUGAAAUUUGGCUUUUAUUUAACAGACCAAUAAG
Messenger RNA from Plodia interpunctella (Indianmeal moth), 2692 nucleotides. RefSeq lists its product as uncharacterized. The record is from RefSeq and is a predicted model, not a curated record. NCBI's taxonomy places the organism in Eukaryota, Metazoa, Arthropoda, Insecta, Lepidoptera, Pyralidae. Bases 287 to 2662 code for a protein of 791 amino acids. Gene Ontology annotation, molecular function: protein binding. The transcript is spliced from 7 exons. Gene Ontology annotation, cellular component: plasma membrane.